Messenger RNA from Zerene cesonia (dogface butterfly), 875 nucleotides. RefSeq lists its product as uncharacterized. The coding region runs from base 6 to 869 and encodes 287 amino acids. The record is from RefSeq and is a predicted model, not a curated record. NCBI's taxonomy places the organism in Eukaryota, Metazoa, Arthropoda, Insecta, Lepidoptera, Pieridae. The transcript has 4 exons.
AAGCUAUGAAGUCUAAAGAAGAACUAGAAGACGUUUUCGAAACAACUAUAGGACAAAGUUUUGAACAAUCACAAACAAUCCUAUCUCCUAGAAAAGAUUUCGCUUUUCAAGAUCCUGACUAUUCAAUGAACACUCUCAAGCUCAGACUACAGUCUACUAUACAAAGUGCUACGGAACUAGCCGAUACUUUGAAAAGACAAAUAAAGGAAAUUGAAGCUAAAGAAAGUUUACUAAAAGAAGCUAUCGUCCAAGGAAAAUCUGGUGUAACAACCCUUACCAUCACGAGUCUAGACAAAAUGCCACGAUCCUAUAUAAUUCGGAAUGGAUUUUGGACAAUCUGCAGUGGCAUGAUUCAAAGCCCCAUUUCAGCCCCGUCACCUAACAUUUUUAAUGAGAUUUUCUCAACACCACGCUGUAUUGGACAAGAAAUACGAUCCAUAAAAGACCCAUGCGCCUUCAAUUCUAUCAUUAAAUAUGAAACAAUACCCACUGUGCGACGAUCGUAUUAUGACGAAGACGACUAUCUGUGCUUAAAGACAAACUUUAAUAGCACUUUGGAACAUUAUGCUUCAGUACCGAAACAAAUGGUCAAUGAAACAUGCAAAAACGGAUUGGUCAAAAGUUUGGCCGAUAAUAUAUCAAAUUGUGGCGUACGAAUCCUACUUGAAUACACAUACUAUCCAAGUGGAAACUUUUUGGCGGCAGAUUUACCACUGGAUUAUUGCACUGAAGCUGACGGAUCAUGUAAACUGCUUGUCGCAUGGCACCUAUCGAACACUACGAUAGAGAACUUCGACAUUUUGAACAAUGAUAAGCUGUUUAAGAAAACUUUUAUGAAAACUGGCUCAUUUGCUGAAUCUAUCAUUUAAUAAAUA